AUGAGGCCAGAGAGAUUUGUCUACAGGCGAAUCUGCCCUACGACGAGGGAUGUUAGCUCCUCGGAUGCACCCGCGUACUGCUUCAUCGACACGUUCGACCUACGAUCACUUUGUGCAAGAGCUGUAUUGGGGACCACGACGCUCCCCCCACUACAUAUCAAAGCUGCAAAUGCGUUUCUCUCAGGCAUCGCAUGCAAUCUAUCCCACUUCAUAUUGCUUCCCAAGAAUGACCCCGAAGGUGUCGUGCGGUCGGCAUCUCUCCCAGGGGAUGAGAUGGCAGCGUCGUCCCCGAACAAACGGCCUCCCCACUGGUAUACCUACUCCGGCGCACUUGCUUUCGACCUUGCCGCCUCCGUGCUCCCCGCGCUCUACGGCACCCUCUCCAAGCUCUGGGUUGCCACCAUCGACUCUUCUCUCGUCAUCACCAUGGACGUGUACACCUGCGCCGGUAUCGUGGCCGAGGUCCUCAACGAAGGUCUCCUUGGCGCAGUGGCUGCAGCUGACGUACCAAUCUGUUCUGGGGCUCAUCACGAGCAUUGCCUCGUGGCUGGCGGGCAAACGGUCGCCAAAGGCUUCAUGCCGGCCGAGGUCCGCGACGCGAGCAUCAACUACGUCCGUAUCGGAGCAUUCAGCGCGCUCAGCAGUGCGAUUGAGGCUGCUGUCUCGUCGGCCACGAGAGUACUGGACCGCCCUGAUGUGCCCCACAUUAUCAGCUCCGUUAAGUUUGCCGUCCACAUCGUCCUCGAUCUGCUGUUAAUUUCCAAAGUGCACGUUAGGUCGCACCAGCCGACAGUCAACCUGCAGCUGGGGUUCCAGCUUGCCCUUAACCUCACCUCCGCCUCCUCGGUCUGGCGUUGGGCGAGACGUCCGAGUGCGAAGGCGCUCUUCAUCCUUCUCCGUCCCGGCGCCUCGACCAUCGUCGAGUCGGCGAUCUGCAACGCACUCUACCUGUGGCUGGUUACCAACAUCGUCUCCGCCCUGGAACAGACGUCCCUGGCCUUUGUUGGCCACGUAUGGGGCGCCUGGAGACGGAGCAUCGGCGUUAAGACCACGCAGCCGAAGGCAGAGAGGAGCAGCAUCCGCAAGAUUACGAGACCGGCCAUCAAAUCCCUCGCCAUAGCCACCGCCAUCGAGGUGCCCAUGUGUUUGUUCCUGACAUACACCCUUCGCGCGAUAUAUCAGCAGCUCGGACGGAAUUGCCGGCGUGACCGCGAUGAUGUGGCGGACGAUUGA
Messenger RNA from Colletotrichum orchidophilum, 1233 nucleotides. RefSeq lists its product as uncharacterized. Bases 1 to 1233 code for a protein of 410 amino acids. Lineage: Eukaryota; Fungi; Ascomycota; Sordariomycetes; Glomerellales; Glomerellaceae. The record is from RefSeq and is a predicted model, not a curated record. The transcript is spliced from 3 exons.